Messenger RNA from Pseudoliparis swirei, 4201 nucleotides. It is a transcript of the gene tbx3a, whose product is annotated as T-box transcription factor 3a. The record is from RefSeq and is a predicted model, not a curated record. NCBI's taxonomy places the organism in Eukaryota, Metazoa, Chordata, Actinopteri, Perciformes, Liparidae. Gene Ontology annotation, molecular function: DNA-binding transcription factor activity, RNA polymerase II-specific; RNA polymerase II cis-regulatory region sequence-specific DNA binding. Gene Ontology annotation, biological process: positive regulation of DNA-templated transcription; positive regulation of cell population proliferation; heart looping. The transcript is spliced from 7 exons. Gene Ontology annotation, cellular component: nucleus. The coding region runs from base 668 to 2806 and encodes 712 amino acids.
CCGUCAGCGGACUCCUUUCUCUGCACACGUCUUUCUCUGAAAUGUGUGUGUGCGUGAAAGAGAGAGGAGGAAUUAAGUGUGUGUGUGCGCGCGAGAGUGCAUGUCUGGAGCAAGUAAAGGCAGGGGGAUUAUUCGGCGCUAUCGAAAUAUUUCAACACGUCGCCCUCGCUGCAGGACUGAAGCCAAUAAGAAGGAACGCAUUUUAACAGGAAUGCCGAUCUUGUAAACAGCAGCAGAAGAGAAAGAAUGCACUGCAGUCAAUUAAGUGACUCACCCAAGUUGGUUUAAUUGGACUAAUGUCCGCGAGCCAGCGAGGCACAGAAAGGUGUCCGAUGCGCGUCAACCUCUGAAGAAAAUCGGUCUCGCAGCACCUUUUCAGAAUUAUGGAGAACACUUUUACAUUUCUCUCUCCAGACUUUUGAUCACAACGCAGCAAAAGACUUUCGAGAUUCCCCGACAAUUCCUGACAAAAAAAUAAGUGGCUCUUUAUUUCUGCGAAGCUGAAGUAGGAGUUUAACGAGGCUUUCCAACUUCAGAUUCCUUUUUUCCUCUUUUUUAUUUUGUCCUCAUUGAACGCAGGCUUCACUGUUGGUAAAAAAAAAAAAAAAACAGGAAGAAGAAAGAAAAUAGUUUCACAUCGAACCAGUCGUCUCCAGCCAGCACUUGGAUGAACUUCCUGAUGAGAGAUCCAGUCAUACAGGGAGCAAGUAUGGCAUAUCAUCCGUUUUUAUCUCACCGGGGUCCGGAAUUUGCCAUGAGUGCAAUGCUGGGUCACCAGCCUCCUUUCUUCCCGGCUCUGGCUCUCCCUCACGGCGGCUCCCUCUCUCUGCCGGGCGCCCUGGGAAAGCCGAUCAUGGACCAGCUGAUGGGAGCCGCGGAGAGCGGGCUCCACUUCUCUUCGCUCGGGCACCAGGCUGCGGCCGCCCACCUCAGGCCUAUGAAGACUCUGGAGCCUGAGGAAGACGUGGAAGACGACCCUAAAGUGCACCUGGAAGCCAAGGAGCUUUGGGAACUCUUCCACAAGAGAGGCACCGAGAUGGUGAUCACCAAAUCCGGAAGGCGGAUGUUCCCCCCGUUCAAAGUGAGGUGCACUGGUCUGGACAAAAAGGCCAAAUAUAUUCUCUUGAUGGAUAUUGUUGCAGCUGACGACUGUAGAUACAAAUUUCAUAACUCCCGUUGGAUGGUGGCAGGGAAGGCCGACCCCGAAAUGCCAAAGAGGAUGUAUAUUCACCCAGACAGUCCGGCUACUGGUGAACAGUGGAUGUCAAAAGUCGUCAAUUUUCACAAACUCAAGUUGACAAAUAACAUCUCCGACAAGCACGGAUUUGUAAGUUCAACGAAUACCAUACUUAACUCGAUGCACAAAUAUCAGCCUCGAUUUCACAUUGUGAGGGCCAACGAUAUUCUCAAACUCCCGUACAGUACCUUCAGGACUUACGUUUUUCCCGAAACGGAUUUCAUUGCUGUGACUGCUUAUCAAAAUGACAAGAUAACCCAGUUGAAAAUUGACCAUAAUCCAUUUGCUAAAGGAUUCCGUGACACGGGUAAUGGAAGACGGGAAAAGAGGAAACAGCUGGCUCUCCAAUCCAUGCGCUCAUACGAGGAGCAGCAGAAGAAGGAGAACGGGGCUUCAGACGACUCCUCCGGAGAGCAGGCUUCCUUUAAGUGCUUCGGCCAGGCCUCGUCCCCUGCCGUGUCUACCGCGGGGCCCCCGCACAUGAAAGAUUUCUGCGACAGCGACGAGGACAGCGACGAUGAGAGCAAAGAUGGACACGUCAAAGAUGGCCCGGACUCCAGCAAGAUUUCCACGACUACCAAGGACGGGAAGGAGCACGAGGCGAGCCCAGCGAAGAAGCAUCCCUUCAGCAUCACCGACUCGACCAGCAGGACUCGCGACAGCGGUCCGAGGACUGAGAAAAGCCAGGCGGACUCGCGGCACAGCCCCGUCACCGUCAUCUCCAGCACCACCCGCUCCGGAGAAGACCUCCGGAGCCCGAGUCUGGAUCCACCCAAAACGGACGAGUGCAGCAGGUCCAUCAGCAAAGACAGUUUCAUGCCUUUGACUGUUCAGACUGACAGCCCGCACAUAGGCCACGGACACAUGCCUAAUUUUGGAUUUCCAACGGGCCUAACCGGACAACAGUUUUUCAACCACAUUGGGAAUGCGCAUCCGUUUCUCUUGCACCCCAGUCAGUUCAACAUGGGCGGUGCGUUCUCAAACAUGGCGGGCAUGGGGCCACUAUUGGCAGCCGUGUCCGCUGGAGGGGUGAGCACGAUGGACACGACUAGCAUGGCAUCACCCUCGCAAGGUUUGACGGGAGUGCCAGGCCUGCCCUUUCAUCUGCAGCAGCAUGUCUUGGCAUCACAGGGCCUCGCCAUGUCUCCGUUCGGCAGUUUGUUCCCCUACCCGUACACGUACAUGGCGGCUGCAGCGGCAGCCUCCUCCGCGGCCUCCUCCGCGGUGCACCGGCACCCUUUCCUGAACGCAGUGCGGCCCCGACUCAGGUACAACCCGUACUCCCUCCCCAUGACGGUACCGGACAGCACCCUGCUCACCACCGCGAUGCCCCCCAUGGCCGGCGAGCUGAAGGGAGACGGCGGUGUCCCGGCCAGCCCCGUUUCUGGUGUCACCCUAGAUUCCACAUCGGAAGUGACCAGCCGCUCGUCCACCAUGUCCUCCGGCUCGGUUCCCAUGUCCCCAAAAACUUGCACGGAGAAAGACGCCGCCAGCGAGCUGCAGAGCAUCCAGCGGCUGGUCAGCGGGCUCGACUCCAGUCAGGACAGGUCACGGAGCGGGUCCCCCUAGGUCUUUUUUCUUUUAUCUCUUCUUUUUUUUUAUUAAACACACCACCUGCUUCUCGUCUCAUUGGUGUCAUGUAAAGUGAAACGCGUUGACGGCGAAGAAGACAACCUUCGUAGAUUCGUGCAGGUUUUAAAAACAAAAACAAAAACUUAAAAAAAACACGAACAGUUGGACGUUUUAGUUUCUGAAAUGCACUUUGGUUAAUACGCAUCUGAUAUGUAUAUUUCUUUUCUUCUUUUCUUUGUUUUUUUUGUUUGUUAAAUUAAAUAACACUUGUAUCCUGUCAUUUGAAUACCGUACAAGUAUUGAAACUGAAAAGUUGGCAUGGGUGUGACUUGCAGAUUUAGGAGAAGUUGCUGCUGUGUCCUGUCUCUUAACUUUAUUGUACACGAGGAGAAAUGUGUUUUGAUAUGCACUCUGAAUUGAUUACUUAUUUGAAUUCACUACCGUUUAACCUACCUUAUAAAGACUGCUGUAUUUUGUUGUACACUAUUAAUUGAUCGAUUGGCCAAAUGUUGCAUGCCUCCUAAAUCCCCAAAUGAAUGUUAUUUUAACACUAAGAAUUGAAAGGAAAGAAUUAUAAAGAUUCUGUUUGGAAUAUAAUUAACACUAUAAUUAACACACUCCCUUUGAUUAAUUUUUUUCUUGAUUGGAUUAUCAAUUUUAAUACAAUAUAUUUUUCUUCAUGCCUUUUUUAAAUCCGUGCUGGCCUAUUGACAUGACUGAUGCCCGGGAUAAACUAUGGCCAAAGCAUGCGGAAUUUAGCCCAAGUGUCAAAGAGGCAAAGGGAAGCAGAAAUUAAAAUAUAAAAAAAAUAAGGGUAGACUUGAUUAAAAAGGUGUACAUAGGGAUAUAUAAAAUAUUUAUGUAAUUAUUUCAUAUUGUUAUUGCGUGUAAAUACAACGGAGUAGUAUGUUUUUAGGGAUCUGUUCUUAAUUUAUUGUCGAUAUACCUGUGUAAAGAUAGUUUGUGGGCUAUUAUCCCUUUGUUGCCAUCUGCAUUUAUACCCCUCUUAAAAUAUGGACUUUACUCCUACCCAAAUAUCCAUUGAGGUAGUUAUUCACACUAAUGUGCCAUUGUAUUUUCAUUUGUUGUCCCCGUGUGUGAAGUGCUACUGUUUCAAAACGGAUGGAAAAAUGACAACGCACUGCACCAAUGGCUUGGGGGAAAAAAAUCUAUUCUUAAAAAAAGAAAAGCGUCGUUGAAGUGUGAUAAAAAUGGACAAUCUUUUUCUGUUAUUAAAAUACUUUGCGAACCUGAUCGUACAAGUCGCCGCAUAAUCGAAAAUAUGAAGGUUUCUUUUGUGUUUCUCAAUGGGUUAUGUUGUAUUAGAGUUAUGUCUAGUUUACAACAUCGACAUCGUGUUCUUGAAAGUUUCAAUAAAAUAUUGAAAUGCCA